GGCAGGCGGCGCCGGUGGCCGGCCUGGGCCUGGGCUCCGACACGGAGCUUCAGAUGGAGCGGCGCUUCGUGCCCGACGAGUGCCCGCGCGCCGUGCGCAGCGGCGACUUCGUGCGCUACCACUACGUGGGGACCUUCCCCGACGGCCAGAAGUUCGACUCCAGCUACGACAGAGACUCCACUUUCAACGUGUUCGUGGGAAAAGGACAGCUGAUCGCAGGGAUGGACCAGGCUCUGGUUGGGAUGUGCGUGAACGAGAGGCGUUUUGUGAAGAUCCCCCCGAAGCUCGCUUACGGAAGCGAAGGCGUUUCUGGUGUGAUCCCCCCAAACUCAGUGCUUCAUUUUGACGUUCUUCUGAUGGACAUUUGGAAUUCUGAAGAUCAGGUUCAGGUUCACACUUACUUCAAGCCCCCGAGUUGCCCUCGGACCAUCCAGGUGUCUGAUUUCGUGAGGUAUCACUACAAUGGGACGUUCUUGGACGGGACACUGUUUGAUUCCAGUCAUAAUCGCAUGAAGACAUAUGACACCUACGUGGGAAUCGGCUGGCUGAUUCCUGGAAUGGAUAAAGGGCUGCUGGGGAUGUGUGUGGGGGAAAAACGCAUCAUCACCAUUCCUCCCUUUCUGGCCUAUGGAGAAGACGGAGACGGGAAGGACAUUCCUGGACAGGCGUCUCUGGUGUUCGACGUUGCGCUGUUGGACCUUCACAACCCCAAGGAUGGCAUUGCCAUUGAGAACAAGGUAGUGCCUGAAAACUGCGAGCGCCGGAGUCAGAGCGGGGACUUUCUCCGAUACCAUUACAACGGCACGCUUCUGGACGGCACCUUCUUUGACUCCAGCUACUCACGGAACCGCACCUUUGACACGUACAUCGGGCAGGGCUACGUGAUCGCCGGGAUGGAUGAAGGGUUACUGGGCGUCUGCAUCGGAGAGAAGCGGAGGAUCGUGGUGCCCCCUCACCUGGGCUACGGGGAGGAGGGGAGAGGGAAUAUCCCUGGCUCGGCUGUGCUGGUGUUUGACAUCCACGUGAUCGACUUCCACAACCCUUCAGACUCCAUCAGCAUCACGUCGCACUACAAGCCCCCCGACUGCUCAGUGCUGAGUAAGAAGGGCGAUUACCUCAAGUAUCACUACAACGCCUCGCUUCUGGAUGGGACCCUGCUGGAUUCCACGUGGAAUUUAGGCAAAACGUAUAACAUUGUUCUGGGAUCUGGACAAGUCGUGCUGGGGAUGGAUAUGGGCCUCCGAGAGAUGUGUGUUGGAGAGAAGCGGACCGUGAUCAUCCCACCCCACCUGGGCUACGGGGAGGCUGGCGUGGAUGGAGAGGUGCCCGGCAGUGCCGUGUUGGUGUUUGACAUCGAGCUGCUGGAGCUGGUGGCUGGCCUGCCUGAGGGGUACAUGUUCAUAUGGAAUGACGAGGUGUCCCCCAACCUCUUUGAAGAAAUCGACAAGGAUGGCAACGGAGAAGUCCUUCUGGAAGAGUUCUCAGAGUACAUUCACGCCCAGGUGGCAUCGGGCAAGGGGAAGCUCGCUCCCGGGUUUGACGCUGAGAUGAUCGUGAAGAAUAUGUUCACCAACCAGGACCGCAAUGGAGACGGCAAGGUCACGGCCGAGGAGUUUAAACUCAAAGACCAGGAGGCCAAACACGACGAACUCUGAGCCUGACGCGAGCCACGUGUGUGACGCCAAGCCCCUGUCGCGGUGGAGCGGGCCGUGAGGGCGCGAGGGUCUCUCUGAAGGUGAAUUGUCUGCAGGCAGAGGGGUCACACAUCAAGGCUGGGGGGAUACACGUGAGGAUUUCAGGCCGAAUGCCCGUGACAUUAGACUAACUCGGUGCGAGGUGCCUCUGCCUGGGUCACGUAGCAUAUUGGAAAGGCCCUGCCCACCGCUGUCCUGUGGGCCUUCUGGGUAGUUUUGUCAUUGAAGGGAAAUAGUGUCAUGCAGAAGUCACAACCAUCCCGGAGGGAACAGAAGACAUCAAGUGGCCAGGCUUUCUACAUAGAGAAGAUUAAGAAAAAUUUUUUUUUAACUCACGGGUGUUUUGUAAGCGUUGUUCAGAUGGGCAGAAAAAACAAAGGGUGAACCCGAUGGGAUUCCCAGAAAGCCCCAGAAAACUCAGCGGCUGUACAGUCCCUUCAGGUGAGGCCCAGCCUCCGCCUCCCCUGCACACACACAGACACACACAGACACACGCACACACGCUUUUCUGGUUCAAUCACACCCCACGCCACUGUGGCCUCCGAUUGGCUGGGCAGCUUCAGUUAAACAGAAUCAGUGGACCCGACGAGAGGCAUCGGGGCCACGGGCAGACGGCUCGAUUCUGCGCCUGCCGCGUGAGACCGCCUGCUUCUCUGUCUUGCUCCGGUCACUACCCCGCAGUGCACUGACUGCUUUGAUCAGAUAGAUACGUGCAGGGCUGGCGGCCACGCCGAGCUCCAGGGCAUCUCCCUGUGGCCCAGGUGGACAUGUCAUUCCCAGCAGACGAGCGUAAACAAGGUGACAGAUUUCUGCCGCUCAUCUGUCCUGGAGGGGGGGCCCUGAAGCUCAGGGCCUCACUCUGCGUAGGGGAACAAGGGCACUACACCUGCCGGCCUGUCCCCGUGUCAUGCAGUGACCACUUUGCUGCCUGUGUCCUCUGUUCCCAACCAGUGGUAACCCAUGAUCUUCCUUCUGAAACGGCUUUAUGUUACUAAUUUAAACUGUUUUGUACUGAUGUAGCUCCGAGGGAGUCCAUGAAGACGCCAUGCACUCAUCCAAUUGAAUGUUGGAAAACUGAUCUUUUUGUGUAUAAAAUGUUGAAUCCUCUCA
Miniopterus natalensis is the source of this 2804-nucleotide messenger RNA. RefSeq names its product FKBP prolyl isomerase 9 (gene FKBP9). Gene Ontology annotation, molecular function: calcium ion binding; peptidyl-prolyl cis-trans isomerase activity. Gene Ontology annotation, cellular component: endoplasmic reticulum. The record is from RefSeq and is a predicted model, not a curated record. Lineage: Eukaryota; Metazoa; Chordata; Mammalia; Chiroptera; Miniopteridae.